AUGCAAAUGCCUAGUGUUAAUAGGAAGGUUAAUAAAGAUUAUCCAAGUGCUUUAGCAAGACCGUACAUGGCUUGUCAGGUCAGGUCUGGAUCAACGGUUUUAUUAUGGCAUGAUGACUGGACAGGGCUUGGACCUCUGAUUGAUAUCUCUGGUGCAAAUGGUCCGAGGGUUUGUGGUAUUCGUUCCAUGGCUAUUGUCUCUCAAGGUAUUCAAAUAGGAUUUGGGCGCUUCGUACUCGGAGACAUCCGAUCCUUAUUUUACUUCGCCAAUGUCUGUCUGCGUCUGUCCCUGAUGUCACUUCUCUGCAACCGGAUUUUUACCUUUGGAGGAACAGCCCUCCGGCCAUUUUCUCUUCCUCCAAGACCUGGCUUUCUCUUCACCCGCAGACUCCAACACUUCCAUGGACCAAAAUGGUUUGGUCCAAAUGCAGAAUUCCAAAACAUGCUUUUAUCUUAUGGAUAG
Microthlaspi erraticum is the source of this 462-nucleotide messenger RNA. NCBI's taxonomy places the organism in Eukaryota, Viridiplantae, Streptophyta, Magnoliopsida, Brassicales, Brassicaceae. The record is from the annotation of a GenBank genome assembly.